GCUUCUGUGGAAGUGAAGCUCCAUCCACUCUUGAGUAUGAACUUAGCAAGUCAGACUUAUCUGCUGGUGGUCUUUCUCACCUCCACGGUCUUCAUAUGCCGGGCCCAGGAGAGAGACUACACAGUGAAGGAGGAGCAACCGGAAAACGUCCGCAUCGGGAACUUGCGCAGGGAUCUCGACCUCAACCUGGACCCAAACGUCCGGUUGUCCUCGCCUCUGCAGUUCAAGCCUGUGUACAAGACUGGCGACGUGCCUUUGGUGAGGGUGGAGGCCAACACGGGGGAGAUCUUUACGACCAGUCACCGAAUCGACAGGGAGAAGCUGUGCUCCGGAAUCUUUGCAGAGAAACGCUGCUAUUAUGAAAUUGAGGUGGCUGUCUUGCCUGAUGAGAUCUUCCGACUGGUCAAGAUCCGCUUCCUGAUUGAGGACGUCAAUGACAACGCGCCCCUUUUCCAGUCCACGGUCAUAAACAUCUCCAUCCCAGAGAACACCGCCAUUAACACCCGAUACCCAGUGCCCUCUGCGUUUGACCCCGAUGUCGGGAUCAAUGGGAUCCAACAUUACGAGCUGGUCAAGAGUGUCGGAGAAUUUGGCUUAGACAUCAUUGAAACCCCUGAGGGUGACAAGUGGCCACAGUUGAUCGUUCAGCAGAACUUAGAUCGUGAGCAGAAGGACACCUUUGUCAUGAAGAUAAAGGUAGAAGAUGGUGGCAGCCCUCCCAAGUCCAGCACUGCUAUCCUCCAAGUCACCAUUUCCGAUGUCAACGACAACCGUCCCGUCUUCAAGCGUAGCGAGUUGGAAGUCACAGUACCGGAGAAUGCCCCCACAGGAACAUCGGUUGUGCAGCUUCAUGCAACGGAUGCAGACCUGGGGUCCAACGCCCAGAUCCACUUCGCCUUCAGUAACCAGAUCUCUGCCUCGACCAAGCGCCACUUUGCCAUUGACAGCACAACAGGAUUGAUCACUGUGAAGCAGUCACUGGACAGGGAGUUGACUCCUGUUCACAAACUUAUCGUUCUGGCCAGUGAUGGCAGCUCAACACCCUCAAGGGCCACAGUGACGGUAAAUGUGACAGAUGUGAAUGACAAUGUCCCCUCCAUUGACACUCGCUACAUAAUCAACUUGGUGAACGGGACUGUGCUUUUGUCUGAGAAUGCUCCCCUCAACACAAAAAUUGCACUCAUCACAGUUACAGACAGAGAUGCGGAUCUCUAUGGAAAAGUCACUUGUUACACUGACCACGAUGUUCCAUUUCGGCUGAAGCCUGUCUUUAAUGAUCAGUUUUUACUAGAGACAGCUGCUCCCCUCGAUUAUGAGACAACUCGAGAAUAUGCAAUUAGGAUAGUGGCAUCGGAUAGAGGGACGCCUCCUUUGAACACUUCAGCUAUGGUUUUAAUUAAAAUCAAGGAUGAGAACGACAAUGCGCCCGUCUUCCCCCAGCCAGAAAUUCAACUUUCCAUACCAGAGAAUAAUGACCCGUCCUCACAGUUAAUAAAAAUCAGUGCCACUGAUGCAGACAGCGGACAUAAUGCUGAGAUUAUUUAUACCCUUGCCCCCGAUGCACCCGAUGGAUUUAAUAUAGACAGACGGUCAGGAAUCCUUUCGGUUGGCAAACGGCUGGACAGAGAGAAGCAGGAGAGGUACUCAUUCACUGUCAUAGGCAGGGACAAUGGUUCAUCGUCCCUGCAGAGCAAUGUCACUGUCAGGCUAAUCGUUCAGGACCUUAAUGACAACAGCCCGGCUUUCACACACCCCGAGUACAACUUCUAUGUGCCCGAAAACCUUCCUCUCUUUGGAACUGUGGGCUUAAUUACAGUGACAGAUGCAGACGCGGGAGAUAAUGCUGUUGUGACCCUGUCCAUUUUGAACGGGAAAGAUCAUUUCAUCAUUGACCCCCAAACGGGCGUAAUCAAGCCCAACAUCACCUUCGAUCGAGAGCAGCAGAGCUCUUACACAUUUAUGGUCAAGGCAGUGGACGGAGGGCAACCCCCCAGCUCUUCCUAUGCUAAGGUCACUAUCAACGUGGUUGAUGUAAAUGACAAUCGCCCUGUGUUUGUUGUCCCCGCUUCCAAUUACUCAUAUGACCUCGUGCGGACCACCACCAGCCCCGGUGACGUUGUUACAAGAGUGUUUGCCAUUGACAAUGACACAGGUAUGAAUGCGGAGCUUCAGUAUAGCAUUACAAGCAGCAUCAUCAUCACUUCUCGAGUCUCCCCUCGAGGCCUGUUUUCCAUCGACAAAACAACAGGCAACAUUACACUGCAGGAGAAAAUUGUCGCGGCGGAUCAAGGACUGCACAGGCUAGUUGUGAAAGUCAAAGAUCUUGGGCAGCCGGAAUCAUUACAAGCUAUUGCACUCAUUCACUUAUUUGUCAAUGACACCGUUUCGAAUGCCACUUUUAUCCAAGAACAGCUUCGGAAAAGCAUGGAGACGCCACUGGACCGAAACAUCGGGGACAGUGAAGUAACACCUCAGGCUAACGGAUAUGUGAUUGUUGUCAUCGCUAUCAUAGCUGGGACCAUGACUGUCAUCUUGGUGAUAUUUGUGACCGCUUUGGUGCGCUGCCGACAGACACCCAGACACAAGGUGGUACAGAAAGGGAAGCAGAGCGGCGAGUGGGUGUCACCUAACCAAGAGAACCGUCAAAUCAAAAAGAAGAAGAAGAGAAAGAAGCGAUCCCCUAAGAGCCUCCUCCUGAACUUUGUGACCAUAGAUGAAUCUAAGCCUGACGACCCGACACAUGAGCAUGUCAAUGGUACGCUGGAUCUCCCUGUGGAGCUCGAGGAGCAAACCAUGGGGAAGUACAACUGGGCCACCACUCCCACCACCUUCAAACCCGACAGCCCGGACUUAGCCAAGCAUUACAAAUCUGCGUCCCCUCAGCCUACAUUUCAAAUCAAACCGGAGACUCCGGUGGCCCCAAAGAAGCAUCACGUGAUCCAGGAGCUCCCUUUGGACAACACAUUUGUGGUGGGCUGUGACACGCUCUCCAAGUGCUCAUCGACGAGCUCCGACCCAUACAGUGUCUCAGAGUGCGGCUGUCAGGGGGGAUUCAAGACUCCAGGGCAAAUCACCACCCGACAGGAUGCGAUCCAAACGCCAGAGAAGUCUUUUCACUCGCCACCACCCAUUUGUCCUCAUAAGGAGGCCUGUCAACUUGGGAAGAUAACAUCUGUGAAUACCCAGCGCCGAGUGACGUUCCAUCUUCCAGAUGGUUCCCAGGAGAGCUGCAGUGACAGCGGGCUGGGUGAUCCAGAACCAAGCAGUACGGCCAGUACCUCCCAAGCUCUUCCGUUCAGCUUCCCUCUUGAGGAGUAUUACGAGCAAACAUCCCCCAAUAGUCGCACCGAGGGAGAUGGAAACUCAGACCCUGAAUCAACCGUUGAGGUGAACCUCCAGAAAGCUUUGGCUGAGGCGUCCGAGACCUGUACCCAAGAGUGUCUGAUACUGGGCCACUCCGACACCUGCUGGAUGCCACCAACCCUGACCCAGUUCCAGAGUCCGACGAGCGGAAGCCCCGCCUCCACUCCGACCUCCACUGCCAUCUCCGGUACUCUCCCCUCUUUUGGCUUACAGCAAAGCUGUGCACGGGGGGUCAAGGUUAACAUGGGCAGCCUGAGUACCAUGGAUGGCCGGCACACGUUGGGAAGGUCUGUGCCUAAAAAAGACGAGCUGGACAAAGGGCUUAACAGGCCGCAAUUCUACAACACCUUGGACAGACACUGCAAUAAGAAGGAGGACACCGUCAAGGUCAUCCCCCUGGCGAGCUUCUCAUCUCCUGGAAAGCAGACAGCGGCCGGCGGUGGCAGUAGCUCCUUUCUACAUGAGCACCAGCUGUAACAACAUUGGCCUGACAUCCUGUACAUGUGACUCCAUCCAGCUUUUUUCAAUACUUCAUUAUUAGCAUUAAUGCAUAUGUGUGCAAGUAUGGAUCAUUUGAGUAAAUACAGCCAGCUCGGUUUUACAAACAUCUAACAAAUGGAUUUCAUUGUGCUUAUGAGAUUUUAACAACAGUUGUAUCAUACUACUAAUUGUUGGGUCAGUCCGAGGGCUCAAACUUUUUAAAUUAAUUGUUCAUCAUCUAUUGUCACUGACGCAUGAAUAGCUUAUAGUGGCCCUGAGAAGUGUGAAGACCUCCACCGAACUCGAACACAGUCCUUAUAUGGCUCAGCAGCAAACCUUCAAAGAUACCUAACUGGUGUUUACGGCAAGAUUUUGAAUAUUAAGAAGAUUUUAUUUCACAAUGAUAACAAAAGUGGUGGACUCACACCUCUGUUUGAAUGAACUCAACAUUCAAUAGGAUAUUUCUUGGCGCACGCCCCGCCAUAAUGUUUGGUGGCAGCAGAGUGAGCAGUUUUUGGAAAAUCCUGUAAACCAACAAAGAAACAACAGUGCACAUCAAGUCAUCUUGGACAAUAAACACAGCACUUCAGUAGUUUCAUCAUGGGGGGAAAAAAAAAUCAGUAUUUUAAUAUUCGAUAUGUGCGUAGUAAUAGAGUGGGACAGUGUACUAUAUGUCUCCUUGUGCCCAGCUUAGAGCAACUGUGUCCUAAAAGACCAUUUACUCAUGCAGAAACAAAUGCAAAUACAGUGUGUUGAGUAAGCUAAUUUGGGCUAAAUGCUAAUUAGGGGCCCAGGGUGGUGUUUCUAUUUGAGAUCUAGCGAAAUAUUGCUCUGUAUAAUGUGCAGCACAAACUCCUUUGGUGGUGGAAGAUGUUUCGUUUGUCUUGCCUGAACAUGUUUCAGAAGUCUAUUUUGGUCAGCGGGGACUGUGGAAAGAUUUAGGAAAAAAAAAACAUAUUUGAGAAGCAUAACUAGGCCAACGGUAGACAGCUCUGGUAAUCUUUCUUGCAUCCUUUACACCAAGGACCGGUAAAACCAAAAACACCAACACAAACAUGCCCAAGAUGUUUCCCAUAUGCUGUAUGCUGCCAGCUCCAUUAAGAAAGGGCUCACUAUUAAAAGUCGUCUCGUUAUCUUGCCUUGAAAAGUGCAGACGGAUGCGCUUUUGGAAAGGCUCAAGUCCCCCUUCCUCCCCCACCCUCGCUUCCUUUUGUAGUUCUGUAUGUUGCUGCUCAGAAUCAGCCACAUAAUACCAAAUCAUUGAGCCACUUAUGAAAUUCUUCGUCUAAUUACUUUGAUGUGCGAUGUUGCUAGCUACCCUAAUUGUGGUUAAGAGGUCUACAGAAUUACUCUCUGGGAUAACAGGGGAUGUUCUCGGUACUUGCACUGGCAAUGACAAGCUGGUAAGACCUCAAAACUGUCAUCUUAAUGUGCUGAUAAUUUUCCAGUAUCAUUAACUCCCACCAGCUUGCUACUAAUUACUAUAUAUUUUUUUCUCUAUAGCUGUGUUUCAAUACAUGUGAUUGGCAACAUUGGGUAAUGCUGGACUAAUACUCCACAAUGCUAAACUUUAAAUUGCAUUUUUAUUUAUUGGGUGUGUUUUUUUUUUUUUUUUUGCAGCCAUGUGUAACAUGAUAUUAGCCUUGACCUAAAAGAGAAAAACAAAUGCGGGCCUCUCAGUGACGGUUGAGACAAUGCAAAACACUCCAAAUCAUCUGUGUAAAUUGUACUGAUGAUGAUAAGUGUUCCAACAUAGCUUUGUGCUGGAACAGAUUGGGUGCAGUAUAAUCUAUUGCACCAACAUUAAGUGUCUCUGCUUCCCACUAACACCCAAGCCAGGUGUCUAAAUCACCAAGUAUAUGAUUCAUGUGAUUCAUUUCCCUGUACCAUCUUGCAAAUUGAGAGCAGCCUUGCAUCUAUAAUGUAUCGAGGCAUUCUUUGGAGAGAGUGCAAAGAAAGCUGUUUGAAUGCAGGCCGCCUCUGCCCCUCUCCUUUAAGAUCAUCAUCGGUCAAAGAUUUGAUUCUUGUAAAUAGGCUUUAUCUGACAUUCAGGCAAAUGAUCACCUAACAUGACCCGUGUCAUGGACAGGGAAAUGAGUCCUUCCGGGGAAAUGACUUGUUCAAUUAUACCUGAGGUAAUUCUGAAAAUGAAUGCAUUUCAAAAAUUGUGAAUCAAUCUUUCUCGAAACCACAAUUGAUGAGCUCCCUGUUUCUAGCUUGCCAGAUUUUCUUUCCUCCAAUCACUUUUCAUCUCAUUUCUUUGCAAUUGGAAACCCAAAUAUCCGCAAAUAGCAUAAACAUAUUCAGUCAAAAGGAGCACAUAUCAUUGGGAACAUCAAACUGAUUGAGUGAAAUUGCUCGGAAAAGAGCCAAUUUAAUCUAUGUUUACAGAUUGUCAGCAUUCAAAGGCGAGACAUUAGACAAAAAUAAUGGCUUUUAUAACAGUUUGGGGGGAAUGAGAAGGGCAUGCAUUAUUGUUGUUGUACUCUUUGCAAGAUGUCAACGGUAAUUGUGCCCUCCCUCUUAUCACACAGGGAGAGAAUAUUCAUGGAAUGAAACACUGUCACAAUGUCAUAAGAAAUGUUCCUGAUGGAAAUAAUUUAUCCAAUAACGUUUGUACAAUAUGCACAACGUAUGCGUGGAAUAUAAUAUCUGUUAUCUUCACUGUGUUAUCUUGACUACAUAAUGUGCUGUCAAGUUGUAACAGCUGCAUUACUGAUUUAAUGCAUGGUUAGGGUGUCAGUUUGGAUUCUAAAAUGACAAUUUUGGGGGCCGUUGUACAUCUGACCUCU
Messenger RNA from Hippocampus comes (tiger tail seahorse), 6635 nucleotides. RefSeq names its product protocadherin 11 (gene pcdh11). Gene Ontology annotation, cellular component: plasma membrane. The coding region runs from base 37 to 3840 and encodes 1267 amino acids. Gene Ontology annotation, molecular function: calcium ion binding. The transcript is spliced from 6 exons. The record is from RefSeq and is a predicted model, not a curated record. Lineage: Eukaryota; Metazoa; Chordata; Actinopteri; Syngnathiformes; Syngnathidae. Gene Ontology annotation, biological process: homophilic cell-cell adhesion.